Prunus armeniaca (apricot) is the source of this 1275-nucleotide messenger RNA. The record is from the annotation of a GenBank genome assembly. Lineage: Eukaryota; Viridiplantae; Streptophyta; Magnoliopsida; Rosales; Rosaceae.
AUGACGACCCUCCUUUACAACACUUUGAUCAGAGCCCAUCUCGGUUUCAGCCAAGCCCACAAGCCUUUCCUCCUCUUCACCCACAUGCUUGCCCACCAAGCCCCGCCCAACAGCCACACCUUCCCUCCGCUUAUCAAAGCCGCCUCUGCCUCCUCCUCCCCCAAUUUGGGCGCCCCUCUUCAUACCCAAGUUGUGAAACGGGGCGUUAUGCAUGACCCAUUUAUACAAACCUCGCUUGUUAGCUUCUAUGCACAGUUUGGUAUUUUGUGUGAUGCUCGCAAGGUGUUUGAGGAAAUUGCUGAACCGUGUGUUGUAGCGUACAAUGCGAUGAUUGAUGGGUUUGGGAAGAAUGGGGAUAUGGGUUCGGCUGUUUCGCUCUUUCAAAGCAUGCCCAAGAAGGACGUGGUUUCGUGGACAAGUGUUAUUAAUGGGUUCGGGAGAAAUGGGAGUUUCAGUGAGGGGAUUCAGUUUUUUAAGAUGAUGGUGCAUGAGGAUUUGAUGGGUUGUUUUGUAAAGCCAAAUGAAGCUACUUAUGUUACUGUGCUUUCUUCAUGUGCUAAUUUGGAUGGGUGGGGAUCUCUUUAUUGGGGAAAGCAAAUACAUGGGUAUGUUAUUAGAAAAGAGAUUGAAUUGACUGCAUUUCUGGGGACUGCAUUGAUAGAUCUUUAUGGGAAGAUGGGUUACGUGAGCAGUGCCGCAAAUGUUUUCAAGAAGAUGGUAGUCACAGAAGUUUGUACUUGGAAUGCAAUGAUUUCAGCUCUGUCUUUGAAUGGUAAGGUGCGGGAGGCUUUGGACCUGUUUGAAAAAAUGAAGAGAGAAAGGUUGCAGCCUACUGCAGUUACAUUUGUCGCAGUUCUUACAGCUUGUGGUCGUGGGAAGCUGGUGAAUUUUGGUCUGGAGUUGUUUAGAUCAAUGUCCAAUGACUUUGGGGUUGAACCGAUAAUGGAACACUACGGGUGUGUGGUUGACCUCCUGGGCAGAGCAGGCCUAUUUUUGGAGGCAACUGAGCUUAUCAAGAGCAUGCCUUUUGAGCCUGAUGCUUCUGUAUUGGGGGCUCUUUUGGGUUCUUGUAAUAUUCAUGGGACCGCCGGGCUGGGAAAUGAAGUUGGGCAGAAACUGCUUGAGUUGCAGCCACAACAUUGUGGACGAUACGUGGUUUUGUCAAGCAUUAAUGCUGGGACAGAGAGAUGGGAUCGUGCUGCUGCUGUGAGGCAAGCAAUGGUGCAUGCUGGAAUUCGGAAAAUUCCAGCCUACAGUGUAAUUGAUGUAAAUUAG